CCCCCUCUGGUGCAGACCCAGACAUUCACCAUCACAGACGUGUCCAAGUCCCUCCCUACUGACGUGUCUACUAAGGAUGUCCCUAUCGUUCAGACCCAGACGGUCACCUACGAGUCUGCAGAGGUGUCAGUUGACGGGACAGACGGGGGGAAAGAGGCCACAGCACUGAGCAGCAUCCAGACCAUUCCCUCAGAGAGCAGCAGGGAAACCAGUGGCACCUCUGUUACUACCACCACCACUCGCAUCUCCAAGGUGGUGAAAGGAGGAGUGUCAGAGACCAGAGUGGAGAAGAGGAUCGUCAUCACUGCUGACUCAGAGGAUGACCAGGGAAGCGGCGGUGGAGCAACAGCAAUGUGAUUCAGCUGAGCACAGUCAGGGAGCAGCCCUAUGGAUCUGAUGCUCAAGACACCAAAGGACUAACCUCCCUGUCCCAGAGCCACCCCCACCUCCUCAACCCACACUGACAUUGUGUCCUGACUGGUCCCCUCCAGAACCACCGUGGUUGCAUCUCAAAUGGCACUACUUUUGACCAGAGACCUGGUUAAAAGUAGUGCACUAUAAAGGGAAUAUGGUGCCAUUUGGGAUGCACCCUGGUGUGUCCCUGCCCAGUGGGAUAUGAACAGGCCAGGGAGAAAGCCUAUUGUGUCCUCUCUUUCCAUACUGCUGUUCUGACUGUAUGGUGGCUUCAUGUUGGUCUAUUCCACUCAAACCUCAUAUUUCGCCAAAUUACUAUUUUUUUGUUUUAUUGUAGUAGGAAAGAUGAACCUUUUCAGUUCUAAGAGCAUUUAGGUCAUUUGCUUUUAAAUGUUUAUUUACAACAUAUUUUUCUGUCGUUUGUAUUGCUACUACUGUAUCAUUGAGUUUAAGUGUGGACUCAGCGAUAUGACGGAGAUGCAGAAAGUAAACAGCGUAGUGGGUCAAUUUCAGCAAAACAACUAAGAGCGUUGAAGUGAGAGGCUCAACUUCUCCGCUGUUUUGGUGCCAUGGUUCCAACGCUGUGAAAAGAGUGAAGCGAACCCGUGCACAUGCGCAGAUACUGUGUGAGAGCAAAGUCUUGCAUCUCGCUCAUCUCAACAUCUGCGGUGCUGGUCGAGGCAACGGCAUUUUACUGAGUCUCCCUUUAACAUGCUCAUUUUGAUAGAAAUGCACUGUUUUCAACUGAGCUUUAAGUAAUAACAUUAUCAGACUUUUUCAAUCAGAUUAAGAUGCUGGACAGAAACUAGAUGUAUUUUUGGAAAGGGAUAACUCCUUUGAGUUUGUUUACAUUUAUAAUUGAGGAAUAUUAUUUUUUUAUUGAAUAUUCAAAUUGAAAUUACAUACCUCACUUAAAAGUAUUGAACAAAGAUAUUGCAUACUCAAACAACCAUGCCUGUUUUGGAUUUGUUCUCUGCUCAGGUAAAAUAUCUCUUUCUUAACCAGCCAAGUUAACACGCGUAAUACUACUAGGUCAGGCCACGAUGACCCUCGUUAGAAACUUUGACGUGAUGACAACUGUUUUAAAAUGUUUACUCUAUUUUAUAGCAUUACUGCUUUUAUAGUAUUUGUACAAAAUUAGGUUUUUAAGUUAUUGAAGUUCAUAUCCUACUCAUUGGUAGCUUCUCAUAUCAAUAUUGUCUUUUUUUUUUUUUUUUACACCUUGAAUUUGGGAGUGCCCCCAUGUUUCCCAGUACGUAUUCAGCGUUGUUUUUUCUUCUUUUAACGCACCAUUGACCUUUAGGACUGCCCCAUGCAGUCUGAUGUGAGAGCAAUGGAAAGUCCCACCGUGUUUUGUCCCUUAAAAUGAUUUUAGAUAGAAACGUGAUUGAUUUUCAAACCUGUUGUUGAUUUGAUGAAACAAUGCUUUAGUCUGUUUCUCAGGGUUUAUGUCUUUAUCAAUACUGCAAGACAAAACCCCUCUGUAUAUGAUUGUAUGAAGAAUGUUCAGUCUUAAUGUACAUUCUAGCCCUGCAGAUGGGUCCAAAUGAUACUCAGCUCUUAAACACAGUAGUACAUGUGCAAGAUGUAUUUAUCACUAUCAAAAGGCAGCUGUCCCAGUAUAUGUGGCUUUUCUUUCAUAUAGGGGCACAUAUUUUGUCCAUGUUCUACCAUCAUUUCUUUGUAGACUGUUUCAUGUGAUUCUUUUUAAAACACGAGUCUGUUUGCAGGCUUUUAGACACAGAAGUCGCAUUCAUAAUCAUCUAGUUUGUAAAUCUUUCUUACCACUUGUUUAGAGUAGAUUCCUCUACCACUUGCUGUACCCUUUCCUUUUGUAGAUCAAAGAUACGUGUAUGAGAACCCUUUUAGAGAAUGACAAUAGCAGACCUUUCUUCCCCUCUGAAGAAGUUUGUGAAGGUGGCACAAACUAUUAGCUAGAAAGAUCUUGAGGGCAUGAACUAGAAUCUCAGCGGAACCCUUCGUUUUUAGAUUUGUAAUCAUAUUGUUGCUUUUGUGACAUUCCUGUCUUAAAUUUAAAUAAACUUAAUUAAAACCUGAA
Salmo salar (Atlantic salmon) is the source of this 2473-nucleotide messenger RNA. Lineage: Eukaryota; Metazoa; Chordata; Actinopteri; Salmoniformes; Salmonidae. The record is from RefSeq and is a predicted model, not a curated record.